Molecule: messenger RNA, 1844 nt
Organism: Lagopus leucura (white-tailed ptarmigan)
Lineage: Eukaryota; Metazoa; Chordata; Aves; Galliformes; Phasianidae
Gene: ACOT12
Product: acyl-CoA thioesterase 12
Exons: 15
Coding region: 1-1653 (550 amino acids)
Cellular component (GO): extracellular exosome
Molecular function (GO): acetyl-CoA hydrolase activity; lipid binding
Source: RefSeq, a predicted model, not a curated record
AUGGAGCGGAGCGGGGCGGCGGGGGGAUGGGUGCCCAUGUGCCAACGCGUCCUGCCGGCCCACGCCAACCACCGCGGGGAGCUGAGCGCCGGGCAGCUCCUCAAGUGGAUGGACGCCACCGCCUGCCUGGCAGCUGAGAAACAUGCUGGUGUGUCUUGUGUGACAGCAUCUAUGGAUGACAUACAGUUUGAAGAGGCUGCCAGAGUUGGACAAGUUAUUACCAUCAAAGCAAAGGUGAACAGAGCAUUCAAAACCAGCAUGGAGGUUGGCAUCAACAUUACAGUGCAGGAUGUUUUGACUAAUAUUGAAAAAAUUGUGAGUGUGGCAUAUGCAACGUAUGUAGUCAAGCCAGUUGGUCCUGAAAAGAUUGAAUUAGAACCUGUAAAGCUUCUGUCUGCAGAAGACCAUCUGGAGCAUGCCCUGGCUACUGAAAGGAAAAGAAUCCGACUGGGCUAUCAAGAGGUUUUUCAGAACCUAAUGCAGGAGAGUAAUAAAGAAGAAACUUUUGAAGAGGAAGAUACGAUUUCAGCUGACCUUACUCAUGUACAAAGUAUUGAGCUUGUCCAACCUCCUCAUGCAAACCAUCAUGGAAACACUUUUGGUGGUCAGAUCAUGGCUUGGAUGGAGACAGUGGCAAGUAUUUCAGCAAGUCGCCUUUGUCGUUCAUAUCCCAUCUUGAAAUCUGUCAGUAUGUUUAAGUUCUGGGGUCCAUCUGUUGUGGGUGACCGCCUUGUCUUCAAUGCAAUUGUGAACAAUACAUUUCAAAAUAGUGUGGAGGUUGGUGUUCGCGUCGAGGCUUAUAACUGUGAAGAAUGGAUCAAGAACCAAGCACGACAUAUUAACAGUGCAUAUCUCAUUUUUAACUCCAUGAAUGACAAAGGCGAGCUGCUCACUUUCCCCAAAAUCAAACCUAUUACUAAGGACAGUGUGCGACGAUACCAUGGAGCUAUUGCCCGAACGAGAAUUCGACUAGCCAGAAAAUACAUGUUGUCCGCUAAAGAAGACAAACCUUAUGAUCUGUGGGAGAAAAGCAACCAGGCAUAUAUGAGUUACAGCAAUAUAGCUACACUGACAUACCUGGCAGCAAAAACGGGAUGGGAAGUAACCAGUACACUGAAUAACAUAAAAAUAUGGACCCGUGAGGAUGGUGAUGUCUUGUCAUUCAAAGUAGAAAUGCAAGUGAAGACAGCAUCACAUGUAGCUUUCUCCCUUUUGUCUGACUUCACAUACUGCCAGCAAUGGGACAAACAUUUCUUAACUUGCGAAGUCCUACAGGCUGUGAGUGAAGAGGACAAAAUAUAUUACGUUACCUCACCACCUCCACACAUGAGUGGCCAUCAGCCCAGGGACUUUGUGAUUCUUGUGUCUCGAAGGCAACCUCUUGAGCCCAGUGAACCAUACAUAGUAGCUGUGAAGUCAGUAACCCUGACAUCUGUGCCACUUUCUUCUGAACACUGCAGAAGUGAAAUCCUGUGUGCUGGAUUCCAGAUCUACAGUGACAGCAGCAGCUCCUGUAGGGUGUACUACUUCAAUCAAAUGACAUCAAGUCUUACGCCUUACUUAGCUGCAGGUCUUACUGGCUCAUUAAACACCAUUGAAGACACAGCUUUGGAGUGUAUUAAGUUCUUGGAGCUGAAGGGCAGCAAGUGCUGAAGUUAACACAAAGUUGUGAAAAGAGUGUGAGAAACUGUCAAGCAGUAUUAAUUUAAGUUUUUGCAUAUGUGUUAAUUGUUCUACAAGUUACUUUGAGUCAUGCAGCUGACAGUGGACUAGAGCUGGAUUUUGUGUCAAAUUAGGAUUAGACUGCAUGCUCUAAAUUCAAGUUUUCUAUUAAAAAAAAGAUU